This is a messenger RNA of Solanum pennellii, 912 nucleotides long. Its product is annotated as membrane steroid-binding protein 2-like. Bases 180 to 668 code for a protein of 162 amino acids. The transcript is spliced from 2 exons. The record is from RefSeq and is a predicted model, not a curated record. Gene Ontology annotation, cellular component: endomembrane system; membrane. NCBI's taxonomy places the organism in Eukaryota, Viridiplantae, Streptophyta, Magnoliopsida, Solanales, Solanaceae.
CAAGACUUUUAUUCCCAUACAAUAAAUACAAUAAGAGAGUUUGAUUCUCCAUAUAGUAAUGUUCCAGCUAGAAAGAAUUUAUUUAAACCUUUUUUUUUCUCAUCUCUAGCUGUUGCGGGUAGCAUCUUGGAGAAACGACCACCAACUACAAGUCCUUAACCGUUUUCUCCACCAAACUAAUGGCGACGGUAUGGGCAACGAUGACAGAGAUCAUCUUCGAGUACACAGGGUUAUCGGCGACGGCGUUCUUCACCAUUUUGGCGAUGAUGCUGGUGACUUACAAAGUGGUUUGUUCCAUGUUCCUCUCUCCUGAUGACUUUGUCCCUGUCAAAAAACAGUCUCUCAAUCUCGGCGACAUGACGGAAGAGGAACUUAGGGCUUAUAAUGGUUCUGACUCAGAAAAACCUUUGCUGAUGGCUAUUAGAGGGCAGAUCUACGACGUCUCUACCUCCAAGAUGUUCUAUGGUCCUGGUAGUUCAUAUGCAAUGUUUGCUGGAAGAGAUGCAAGCCGAGCCUUGGCUCUGUUAUCAUUCAAACCUGAAGAUAUUAAUGGAAACCUUGAAGGCCUUGGUGAUGCUGAACUUCAAAUUCUGCUAGACUGGGAAUGUAAAUUUAUGGAGAAGUACGACCGAGUAGGGCAGCUUGUUCUAAAGAAAACACUAACCUAGAAUAUAGAAGAUGCAAGUACUUGUGGGAUGGGAUAUAAGAAGUGCUGAAGGCAACGAAAGCAAUUAUGUUGCUGGAGAGUAAAGUUUUUGAAGAAUAUGGAGUAGAGCAAUACAGCCACCUAUGACUUCAAAUUCUUGCUGCUCUUUUGUACAGACUUCAAAAUGCGAUGUAAGUAGUUUGUGCUUUCUUUAGUGGAUACCUUAACAGUAUGUGCUUAUACAUUCAAAUGUGUUAGAGACUGAA